AUGUCAGACAAUUCAGAUAAUAUGUUGACCUAAUCUACAGGUUGUCCAGUAGAUGACAACCAAAACUCUUUGACUGCAGGAGAAUAUGGACCCAUUCUUUUAUAGGAUACUCAUCUCAUUGAUAAAUUAGCUCAUUUUGAUAGAGAGAGAAUUCCAGAAAGAGUUGUACAUGCCAAGGGAGCAGGUAUUUCAUAUUUUAGAUAUGUAAAGGUGCUUAUGGAUACUUUGAAGUGACAGGAGAUGUGACAAAGUAUACAAAGGCCAAGUUUUUGGAUACAGUAGGCAAAAGAACACCAAUUUUCACAAGACUCUCUACUGUGGGAGGUGAAAAGGGAUCAGCAGAUUCUGAAAGAGAUCCAAGAGGGUUUGCUGUUAAAUUUUACACUGAAGAAGGCAAUUAUGAUAUGACUGGAAACAACACACCAGUCUUUUUUAUUAGAGAUCCAAAUAAAUUCCCAGAUUUUAUUCACACAUAAAAAAGAAAUCCCUAAACUAAUUUGAAGGAUGCUAAUAUGUUUUGGGAUUUCUUAAGUUUGGUACCUGAAAGUGCUCACUAAGUCACUAUACUCUUUUCUAAUAGAGGUACUCCAGAUGGAUUUAGACAUAUGAAUGGAUACACAUCUCAUANGGAUGAAUAUCAAAAAAUUUUAUAUGAUUAUUCACUAUUAUAAUUGUAGAUAAAUUUUGAUUAUUUUAUAUAAUUCUUUAGUUAUGAGGGAAUUAGUGUGGGUCCUUGA
Molecule: messenger RNA, 737 nt
Organism: Paramecium primaurelia
Lineage: Eukaryota; Ciliophora; Oligohymenophorea; Peniculida; Parameciidae
Source: the annotation of a GenBank genome assembly